AUGAAAAUUAGACAUUUGCUUAAGAAAUGUGUAAGAAUUGAGAAAUCAGCUGCACUAAUAGCAGGAGAUUCUGAGCGUAGCAAACAGGCAAAUGACUUUCUAGGUUUAAUAGAAGACGAGUGGACAGAUGAAGUGUCCUGUUGUGCAUUACAGACAUUAAAACAAAACAAAAUGAAUAAGGCACAAGCCCUGCCAUUGACCGAAGAUAUAAUGAAGCUACAGGAUCACCUACAGACUCUAACAAAUACCAGUGUUGCAACCCUUAAAGUGGAAUUUUCAAAAUCAGCCUUUGAUCUUUUGAAUCAGGUUACUCUAGCACGCCUUGUGCUAUUCAAUAGACGCAGAGGAGGCGAAACCCAAAGAGUUUCACUGGAAGCUUAUGAAUCUAAACAUAGCAAAGACUCUACACUAAAAGAAGUGCAAGAAUCAUUAAGUCCAGUGGAGAAAAUGCUAUGUGCAACGUUUUCAAGGAUUGAAAUAAGAGGGAAGAAAGGACGCACUGUCCCAGUCUUAAUUACCCCAGAGUUGGAUAACUGCAUAGAUCUGCUAAUACAUCACAGAAAAUCAGCUGGAAUCCAUGUAGAGAACCAUUUUUUGUUCCCUAGGUCCAAUUUUGACUCUAGACAACCAAUAAGAAGCACAGAUGUCAUCAGAAAGUUUGCAAGUGAGACAGGCUUAUCCAAAACCGAUAACAUUACCAGCACCAAACUCCGGAAACAUGUUGCCACUGUUUCUCAAGUUUUAAACUUAACCCAACACGAUAUGGAAACUAUGGCUGAGUUCAUGGGGCAUGACUUAGAUGUCCAUCGGGCAGUCUACAGACUUCCACAAGAGACCAUUCAGGUUGUGAAGAUCGGAAGGGUGCUUAGUGCAUUUGACAACGGAACUAUUGCCCAGUAUCAGGGAAAAACUCUUGAUGAAAUAGCUGUAGAAAAAUAUAUGGAACUUAGCAGUGAAGAUAACACAGAUCCUGAGAUAGACUGUGAUGAUGAUGAUGUAAAGGACCAAAGAAUCCCGUCUUACGUUAGACAGGCUUGCAGCAGAAUGGAUGUUUCUCAAGAUAGUGAGGAAGAGGAGCAGAAAAGCACAGGUGGAAAAACAGGAAAAAGCAAAGGGACAAAGCCUUUGAGGGAAAAGAGGGGAGCAGUACAGAAGCUGACAGAGGACCAGAACAAGCUUUUGAGAUUACUGUUUAAAACAAAUGUACAAUUAAGAAGAGAACUCAGACAUGCAGAUUGUAAAAAGUGAUAAACAAAUAUCCUGUACUUGGGAAUCUUGACUGGAAAAAAAAACAUAGUACAUAACUGGAUAACUCAAGAAAAAAGAAAGAUGAAAAAUAUUUAAGUUUUUGGGGGAAUCGCAAGAGACUUGGAAUGGGAAGGGAUAAGAUAUACGUUCAUGUAUUUCUGGAUACCUGUUUUGUCUUCAUUGUUGACAGCUUGAUUUCUGAAAAAUCACAGCAAGCGUCUCCAUU
This is a messenger RNA of Mercenaria mercenaria, 1474 nucleotides long. RefSeq lists its product as uncharacterized. Gene Ontology annotation, molecular function: DNA binding. The record is from RefSeq and is a predicted model, not a curated record. The transcript has 4 exons. NCBI's taxonomy places the organism in Eukaryota, Metazoa, Mollusca, Bivalvia, Venerida, Veneridae. Bases 1 to 1248 code for a protein of 415 amino acids. Gene Ontology annotation, biological process: DNA integration; DNA recombination.